This is a messenger RNA of Glossina fuscipes, 2346 nucleotides long. Its product is annotated as glutamine--fructose-6-phosphate aminotransferase [isomerizing] 1. Gene Ontology annotation, biological process: UDP-N-acetylglucosamine metabolic process; protein N-linked glycosylation; fructose 6-phosphate metabolic process. The record is from RefSeq and is a predicted model, not a curated record. The transcript has 9 exons. Lineage: Eukaryota; Metazoa; Arthropoda; Insecta; Diptera; Glossinidae. The coding region runs from base 156 to 2240 and encodes 694 amino acids. Gene Ontology annotation, molecular function: carbohydrate derivative binding; L-glutamine:D-fructose-6-phosphate transaminase (isomerizing) activity.
UGUGGAGAAAACAACGACAGCGAAGUAUUUAACUGAAAUAUCACUCAACGUGUGUGCACAGUGGUUAAUUUAUACAUAUAUAUAUAUAUAUAUAUACGCAAACAUAAGAGAAGUAACUGCAAAAUCAACACAACGUUAUCAUAAUAAUUAUUAUUAUGUGUGGAAUUUUCGCUUACCUUAAUUAUUUGACGCCAAAAUCACGGUCCGAAGUUUUGGACUUGUUAGUGAAGGGCUUAAAACGCUUGGAAUAUCGUGGCUAUGAUUCAACUGGUGUGGCAAUUGAUUCGUCUAACGGCAAAGACAUUGUAAUGGUUAAAAGCGUCGGUAAAGUAAAGAUGCUAGAGGACGCAAUAAUUAACAACUUUAGCGGCAAAGAAUAUGAGGAAUCUGUGAACAUACAUGUGGGCAUUGCACAUACACGUUGGGCUACCCAUGGUAUACCAUGUGAAUUGAAUUCACAUCCGCAACGCUCCGAUAAUUGCAAUAGUUUUGUCGUGGUGCAUAAUGGCAUUAUUACAAAUUACAAAGAUGUCAAGACUUUUCUAGAGAAACGCAAUUACGAAUUCGAAUCGGAUACCGAUACCGAAGUAAUUGCUAAAUUGGUGCAUCAUUUGUGGAAGAAACACCCUGGUUAUUCUUUCAGAGAGUUAGUAGAGCAGGCUAUACAACAAUUGGAAGGUGCCUUUGCUAUUGCUAUAAAAUCCAAGCAUUUCCCAGGGGAAUGUGUUGCCUCAAGACGUGGAUCGCCGCUUUUGGUUGGCAUUAAGACUAAGAAGCGUCUAGCUACCGACCAUAUACCGAUAUUGUAUGGAAAGGACGAAAAAAAACAACAAACUGAAACAGACAACGAACCAGGUAAACCACAAGAACAUCGUCCUCAUGGACAUAAUCAUGAUUUAUCAGUGUUGCCUCGUUCCGAAAGUACUUCGGAGUUUAUGCCGCUGGAAGAAAGGGAAGUCGAGUAUUUCUUUGCCUCCGAUGCUUCGGCUGUCAUCGAGCAUACAAAUCGGGUUAUAUACCUUGAGGAUGAUGACGUAGCUGCAGUGCGCGAUGGAGCACUGAGCAUUCAUCGCUUACGAAAGUGCACCGACGAUCCACAUGCUCGAGAAAUCACAACCUUAAAAAUGGAAAUUCAGCAGAUAAUGAAAGGCAACUAUGAUUACUUUAUGUUGAAGGAAAUUUUUGAACAGCCUGAGUCUGUGGUGAAUACGAUGCGUGGCCGAGUACGUUUCAACUCUAAGACUGUGGUUUUGGGCGGCAUAAAGGACUACAUACCUGAAAUUAAACGUUGCCGCCGUUUAAUGUUGAUCGGUUGCGGCACUUCGUAUCAUAGUGCAGUGGCGACUCGUCAGUUGCUUGAAGAGCUUACGGAAUUACCCGUAAUGGUAGAAUUAGCUUCUGAUUUUCUGGAUCGUAACACGCCCAUUUUUCGAGACGAUGUUUGCUUUUUUAUCUCCCAAUCUGGCGAGACGGCCGACAGCUUGAUGGCACUGCGUUAUUGUAAGCAACGGGGCGCUUUAAUUGUUGGCAUUACCAAUACAGUCGGAAGUAGCAUAUGCCGCGAAUCGCAUUGCGGGGUACACAUUAACGCUGGGCCCGAGAUUGGUGUCGCUUCUACUAAAGCUUACACAUCACAAUUUAUAUCGUUGGUUAUGUUCGCGUUGGUUAUGUCAGAAGAUCGCUUGUCCCUGCAGCAAAGACGUCUCGAAAUUAUUCACGCGCUAUCUAACCUGGCGGACCAAAUUCGCGAUGUCCUGAAGUUAGAUCCAAAAGUUCAGGAAUUGGCAAAAGAUUUAUAUCAGCAUAAAUCGCUUUUAAUAAUGGGUCGCGGGUAUAACUUCGCCACCUGCUUAGAAGGUGCUUUGAAAGUCAAAGAGUUAACUUAUAUGCACAGUGAAGGUAUUAUGGCUGGUGAAUUAAAGCAUGGCCCUUUGGCGUUAGUCGAUGACUCUAUGCCCGUGCUGAUGAUUGUAUUGCGUGAUCCAGUGUAUGUGAAGUGCAUGAAUGCCCUGCAGCAGGUCACUUCGCGGAAGGGUUGUCCUAUUAUAAUUUGCGAAGAAGGCGAUGUAGAAACAAAAUCAUUUUCUUCGCGCAGCCUUGAGAUUCCACGAACAGUCGAUUGCCUUCAAGGCAUUCUGACCGUUAUUCCAAUGCAGCUUUUAUCUUAUCACAUAGCAGUAUUGCGCGGUUGCGAUGUCGAUUGCCCGCGUAACUUAGCGAAAUCUGUAACUGUUGAAUAAUUCCUACAGAUGAGACUGUACUUUAGAUCUAGACUGUAGCACACUUGAGGAAAACUAAUUAUCGAUUAAUUAUUAUUUUUCUCAAAUAUCUUCUUUUUCUUUCAUU